AGCUCACUGCAGUGAAGGCGACUGUCUUGUUCCAGCAAGUCGUAGCCCAAAUACCAAGCCACUGGCUCACCAUAAUUGUAAUUCCAUUACUGUUCUAAAGACGGACCUAGAAUGACCAACCAGCACUCGGAUACUAAGCUCUCCCGAUCUUCUGCCGGCGUCGAUCAUUACGCCGUAAACCAGGGUGUACCAACCGAUCAUGAAGAUCAUUCAGUGGAUGUCGUUCCUCUCACAAGCCAUUCCAUUAUGGAAGAACCUCUGAGUAUCAAGGAAAAAGAAAUUAAUUCAAUCCCAGUUACAGCGAUGGUGCUUGGCUUGGGCGCUGCUGUGUGCUUUCUCUUGUUGGUCGUAUACAUAGUCGUGAAAGUUCAUUUUUGCAAAAAGGAAACGCCAAAAGCCAACAAAAGCUCGAAAGUUAGUCACAUCGCUCUAAAAAAUCCUCCUUCAACUAUCUCACCUGUACAUCCGAUCGAUACGUUUAACAAGAACUGGUAUGCAGAUGAACAAGUUCCAGAUCAAAUGCAAUCAGAACCAAAUUUCUCUCGAGUUCACUCAAUAGACUUCUGCCAUAAGUCUUCUGAACCACCAUUGACUGACAGUGCAUCGAAAGCUCGCUUGACGGCUGCCAAAUUUCUACCGAGGAAUUAACCAACACAAGUUUUAGUCCGUGGAAAUGCGCCAAUGUUUUAAUUAUAUUUCGGUAAAUGUCAACGGACAAUGGUUAAUAGAUUUCUUAAUCGUGGUCCGCUUGUAAAAGAAACCUGUACAGAAAUGGCAUAGAAUCGUGAGUCUCUGCAUCUUUUAUUGAAGACUUUUUUUUUACUGUCCCCUUACUAAUUGGCUCAUUCGCGCAAAAAAUUCUAUUCCUCAUCCCUUUUCUGUCUACAUAAGCCAUUAAAAAAAAUAGACAAAGUCUCGUUAAUAAAAGAGGAGGAAAAGACGUAAAGUAGGUAUAGUGGAUGCAGAGAAAAAAAAGUCUGGUGAAGGCUACUGCAACUCACGGCUCUUUUUUGUUAAAAUGUUGCUUUUACAAUUUGGAUAGCCUAUAUAUUUAUCGGAUGCUAUCGAUCAAAAUCCAUUUUAUGGUAUGGACCAAGUGUAAAGAUAAACAUAGUUGAUGCCCGCACGUUACGUAAGAGAAAUACAUUUUUAAGUCGGAGACGUUUUUAUUGUAGAGUCCCACUUUGAAGUUUGAUUGCAGUUUUGCUUUGACUGCACAAACUAUCAUUUGGGGAAUGUAUAGAACAGUGAGCACCAACGCUUUUUCUCUUUUGUAAUCCACCUUCCACUCGCUUUCCGUGUAUUUCCUGUUUUCAUUUUCCUAUUGCAAUUUUAUCAAAUACUUCCUCUACCCCAAUAGUUGAUUGAUUUGUAGCCUAUGUCGCACG
Daphnia carinata is the source of this 1388-nucleotide messenger RNA. RefSeq lists its product as uncharacterized. The transcript is spliced from 3 exons. The record is from RefSeq and is a predicted model, not a curated record. Bases 112 to 648 code for a protein of 178 amino acids. NCBI's taxonomy places the organism in Eukaryota, Metazoa, Arthropoda, Branchiopoda, Diplostraca, Daphniidae.